Messenger RNA from Canis lupus familiaris (dog), 1761 nucleotides. RefSeq names its product carbonic anhydrase 11 (gene CA11). The record is from RefSeq and is a predicted model, not a curated record. Gene Ontology annotation, molecular function: carbonate dehydratase activity; zinc ion binding. The coding region runs from base 671 to 1657 and encodes 328 amino acids. The transcript has 9 exons. Lineage: Eukaryota; Metazoa; Chordata; Mammalia; Carnivora; Canidae.
GGAUCAGCUCCUAGCGACCCCUCCAUCCUGCCCCCUGGGCACCCCCUACACACACACACACACACACACACACACACACCCCAGUCCGAGGAGUGUUUGCUGCUGUGAGAUCACCCGCCCCCCCAACAACAACGACAAAAAAAUUAAAUAACACCCAGAGAGAGAUCAGAGAGGGAGGGGGAGGAGGGAGCAGGGACGAAGGAAGAGAGAGACGAGAAACAGGAGAGGCAGAAGAGGAGGAGGUGGGGAGACUGGGCGAGAAAGAAGCUGGAGACGAGGGAGACCGAGAGGAGGAGAGAGAAGCAGGAUGGAGACAUGGGGUUAGGUGGCUCAGGGGAGCUGGGAGAAAAGAGAGAGAAGAGGGGGUGUGGAUUAGAAGCCAGGAGGUAACCCCGGGGAGAAGCAGGAGGCAGAGAGAGGAGUAGGAAGAUCCAGAGGUAGAGGGAGAUUGGAAGGUUGGGGAAACCAGGAGCGAAAGGAGGAAAGGCACAGAGAGCAGAUCUGGGGGGGUCUCCGUCCCCACUGCUUCAGUGUUUGGGGAACGGGACUCCCUGUAGGGAGGAGAGGCAGGCUGGAAGUCCUGGAAGGAGAGGGUCCCACAGAGGGGGUUAGGAGGAGCUGAGACGGGGGGGCCAGGACAUUGGGAAGGAGUCGCUCAGACCUCCCCAGGAUGGGGGCUGCCGCUCGUCUGAGCGCCCCUCGAGCGCUGGUACUCUGGGCCGCACUGGGGGCGGCAGCUCACAUUGGACCUGCACCUGACCCCGAGGACUGGUGGAGCUACAAGGAUAAUCUCCAGGGAAACUUCGUGCCAGGGCCUCCCUUCUGGGGCCUAGUGAAUGCAGCCUGGAGUCUGUGUGCUGUGGGGAAGCGACAGAGCCCCGUGGAUGUGGAGCUGAAGAGGGUCCUUUACGACCCCUUUCUGCCUCCACUGAGACUGAGCACUGGGGGAGAGAAGCUCCGGGGAACACUGUACAACACCGGCCGCCAUGUCUCCUUCCUGCCUGCGCCCCGGCCCGUGGUCAAUGUGUCUGGGGGUCCCCUCCUCUAUAGCCACCGACUCAGUGAACUGCGACUGCUAUUUGGAGCACGUGACGGAGCUGGCUCUGAACACCAGAUCAACCACCAGGGCUUCUCUGCUGAGGUGCAGCUCAUCCACUUCAACCAAGAACUCUAUGGGAACCUCAGCGCUGCCUCCCGGGGCCCCAAUGGCCUGGCCAUUCUCAGCCUCUUUGUCAAUGUGGCUGGCAGCUCAAACCCCUUCCUCAGCCGCCUCCUUAACCGUGACACCAUCACCCGCAUCUCCUACAAGAAUGAUGCCUACUUUCUUCAAGACCUGAGCCUGGAGCUCCUGUUCCCCGAAUCCUUUGGCUUCAUCACUUAUCAGGGGUCACUCAGCACCCCGCCCUGCUCAGAGACUGUCACCUGGAUCCUCAUUGACCGGGCCCUCAAUAUCACCUCCCUCCAGAUGCACUCCCUGAGACUCCUGAGCCAGAAUCCUCCGUCCCAGAUCUUCCAGAGCCUCAGCGGUAACGGCCGGCCCCUGCAGCCCUUGGCCCACAGGGCACUGAGGGGCAACAGGGACCCCCGGCACCCCGAGAGGCGCUGCCGAGGCCCCAACUACCGCCUGCAUGUGGAUGGUGCCCCCCAUGGUCGCUGAGACUCCCCGUCGAGGAUUGCGCCCGUCCUCUCCAAGUCUCCCCACACGGGGAGGGGAGUUACCCCCAAAACAAAGCUAUUAAAGGGACAGAAUACUUCCUGUUU